UUUGUCGUUUUGCAUCUUUCUAUCUACAAAUCUAUGAGGCAUCACAUCGAACCGAGGGAUCCAUUUCAAAGUGGUGUGUUGUGAAAUAGGCAGCUGUAGUGCAUCCAUUUGCAUCAAUUACAUUUUGUCAAAAUCGAAUAAAUACUUAACUUAUCUUUGAGUCAUUUAUCUGAUAUAUACUGUAUAAUCUCAAAGAAUUUGCAAAGGUUUUUUCAAUGAUUUCACCUUCCAGCCUGUUACCUGACUGAAACCAGGUCUGAGGUCUGACCUGUGUUGCACGCGUGUGUCAAUCUCCAUCACCGACACUCCAGUUCGUUUUAAAGACCUGAGGAUUGUCUGCAGGAGGAGCUGAAGGCGUUCAGAGAAUCAGUGACCACCUGCACAGGUCUCAGCCUGAGUUAUUACUACGAGACGUGAGGCUGUCAGAGCAACAUGUAGGGAGGAGGAAGCCGUUACGUCUCCACCUGUCACCUGUCCAGAAAGUAGGGCCGGGUGGGUCGAUCCUUUUUUACCCCCCACACUCAGAGCCGCCAGUUGUCAUGGAGUCUGUGGCGAGGAUGAAGAAGGCGCUGAGGAGGCCCAUAAGGAAGCUGAACAGUUGUGUGACGGGGGAGGGGGAGAAGAGGUUGUGUGCCAAACGCAGGGAGAAGAGGGGCAGAUGUCACAGAGACGGCAUCACGUUCGGGAAAACCCCCUCGUGUCGAGGUCCAAAUCCCAGAGACCCAUCAGUCACUCGCCCGUACCGAGCGGACAUGGAGAAAGAGAGGAAGCUGCGGGAGGUGACGAACGCUCAGAAAAACGCACAGAGAGCAGCCAUGAGAGCUCACUUCAGGAGGAAAUAUCAGCUCGCUCAGGACCCAAAGGACACAAACCACCUGAGGUCUGCUGGCGGAAAAGUAUGGCUCCCCCACGAGCUGUCGAAGAUUAUUCAUCCUGAAGCCAAAGCCAAGGACGAUGGCUUCAACCUGCUGAGCGCCUUUCAAGGCCUCAGCAUCAACACGGCAGUUUUCACAGGGAGGAAACCCUGCAGGACGCCCACUCCCAUCCCCACAUCUGGAGACGCUUGUCGAGUCAUGUGAUCAGUGUAAUCACACAGAUGGGUACUGCAUGACAAUAAAUCCCUACCUGCUGCUGGCUCAAUGGCAAAAUGCAGACUUUUAAAAACAUUCUUAAGACUUUUAUUUAAAAAAGUUCAAAUAUACCUGUCAAUCAAGGUAAUAUCUCGUGAAAUGUACUUAAAAAUGUGUUUGAUGAAGAUACACGCAGUCUGAGUUCAACUUUAUUCAAUGCAGGGUUUAUUUUUAUAUGUCAAGGCAGCGACAACAUUACGGAGCCCGUCCAGUGACACUGGAUAAAAAACGAUUGUGUGGCCACAAAAUAACUCGUGGCCACACAUUGAAUAGCCACGAGUUAAUAAGUUAAAAAUUUUUUGUGUAAUGAUAACUAGAAGCACUCGGAGAGUACAUAACUCCGCUAAGACCAAUUUCCUCCAUCCUGUAAGAGUUAA
Austrofundulus limnaeus is the source of this 1507-nucleotide messenger RNA. Its product is annotated as complexin-3. The coding region runs from base 540 to 1079 and encodes 179 amino acids. NCBI's taxonomy places the organism in Eukaryota, Metazoa, Chordata, Actinopteri, Cyprinodontiformes, Rivulidae. Gene Ontology annotation, biological process: neurotransmitter transport. The record is from RefSeq and is a predicted model, not a curated record. The transcript has 5 exons. Gene Ontology annotation, molecular function: syntaxin binding.